This is a messenger RNA of Physeter macrocephalus (sperm whale), 804 nucleotides long. RefSeq names its product solute carrier family 39 member 11 (gene SLC39A11). Gene Ontology annotation, cellular component: membrane. Gene Ontology annotation, molecular function: zinc ion transmembrane transporter activity. Bases 1 to 642 code for a protein of 213 amino acids. Gene Ontology annotation, biological process: zinc ion transmembrane transport. The transcript is spliced from 6 exons. NCBI's taxonomy places the organism in Eukaryota, Metazoa, Chordata, Mammalia, Artiodactyla, Physeteridae. The record is from RefSeq and is a predicted model, not a curated record.
AUGGCUGUACUGACGUGCCUGUUUCCAAACUACUCUCUCUUUCCGUCCCUCUCUUUUUGCUCAGACAAGAGUGAGAAUGGCGAGGCAUAUCAGAGGAAGAAGGCAGUGACCACCGACCUUCCAGAGGGCCCAGCUGCCCCCGUGCCGUCUCAGGGGAACCCGGUGCUGCCCGGCGGCAGCAGCUGGAGGAGGAUUAUGCUGCUCAUCUUGGCCAUCACCAUACACAACAUCCCAGAGGGUCUUGCUGUUGGCGUUGGAUUUGGGGCUGUAGAAAAGACGGCAUCUGCUACCUUUGAGAGCGCCAGGAAUUUAGCCAUUGGAAUUGGGAUCCAGAAUUUCCCGGAGGGCCUCGCUGUCAGCCUCCCGCUGCGAGGGGCUGGAUUCUCCACCUGGAGAGCCUUCUGGUACGGGCAGCUCAGCGGCAUGGUGGAGCCUCUGGCCGGGGUCUUUGGUGCCUUUGCCGUGGUGCUGGCGGAACCCAUCCUGCCCUAUGCUCUGGCCUUUGCUGCCGGCGCCAUGGUCUAUGUGAUCAUGGAUGACAUCAUCCCCGAAGCCCACAUGAGUGGUAACGGGAAACUGGCGUCCUGGGCCUCCAUCCUGGGUUUUGUGGUGAUGAUGUCGUUGGAUGUUGGUCUGGGCUAGUUGCUGAAGUGCCUCGGACCCCGGGAAAGGCAGCACGAGGAAACGGCCGCGAUUGGCUUCUUCAGGACCACAGCCUCUUUCUUCACAUCCAAACGUUUUUCCUUUCUCUCCUUUUUGUCUCAUUACCCUGAUUGACUCUGAUCAUGACAAUUUUUAGUUUUC